This is a messenger RNA of Moneuplotes crassus, 600 nucleotides long. Lineage: Eukaryota; Ciliophora; Spirotrichea; Euplotida; Euplotidae. The record is from the annotation of a GenBank genome assembly.
UAAUAAAAUCUAAAUGGAGAGAGCCUAUUCAGAAUCUUCAGAUAACGAGGAACCAAUCUGCAGAAUUUGUUUCGACACUGAAAGCAAAGGAAGUCUGGAAGGGAAGCUUGUCUGUCCUUGUAGUUGUAAAGGCAGCCUUAGGUUCGUUCACACAAACUGUAUCGAACAAUGGGCAAAAAUUAGUGCCAAUAUUUCAUCUGAUUCAAUGGAGACCUUGAAAUGAGAGCUCUGUAGCACAGUUUUUCAGAAAAAGAGGCAGCUACUAUCUCUGAAGAAGAUAAUAAAGAAUUUGCUCAAGAAUUUCAAGGAUCACAUCACAUCCCACUUUGAAUCCUUCCUUGUGCUGGUAUACAUCGGCUUCUUAGCCUACAGAGGAUUCAGUGAUGCGAAGCUGAGGUACCUACCGUACAAGAGGAAGUUUGGAAAGACCUUCGCUACCCUCAUGGUUGGUUUGUACACCACUGCAUUAUAUGCACAGAUUGGUUGUUUACUAAAGAAUGAGGUGAAGAGGCUCAUCAAGUUCUGCUACAUCUUCAAGGACAGCCUUUUCUCUUACAAAUAUUGUGAUAAAUAAGCAUCCCUCGGUGUUCCUAAUUCUUG